AUGACCUCCACUAACAUAAUGUCUCCAACACCUCCAACCGCGACGCCAGCAUGGCAUCGUUUCGAGCGAAAGGUUGACGAGGUCAAGCCAUCAAAGACUGACAUAAACUAUCUCGUCAUGGACUACCUCGUCACCAAUGGCUAUCCGGCGGCAGCAAAGCGAUUCGCUGUCGAGGCUAAUAUCCAACCCAAAGCUGAUAUCGAGUCUAUACAAGAACGAGUCGAGAUUCGCGGUGCGAUCCACUCGGGAGAUAUUCAGACGGCCAUUGAGAAAAUCAAUGAACUAAGCCCUCAAAUACUAGACGAAGAUCCUUCUCUUCACUUUUCACUGCUUCGUUUGCAGCUUGUAGAACUAAUCCGCAGAUGCACAUCGACACCCGACGCAGACAUCACACCUGCACUUGAGUUCGCAACAUCUCAACUUGCUCCACGCGCACCUACGAAUCCUCAAUUUCUUGAGGAUCUCGAGCGCACAUUAGCACUUCUGAUCUUCCCCUCAGAGAAUUUGGCGCCUUCAUUGGCUACUUUGUUGCAACCGAACUUGCGUAAAGAUAUCGCCACAAGGGUCAACGAAGCCAUCUUGAAGAACCAAGGCGCUCGUAAAGAAGCUCGCUUACGCAACCUGGUCAAGCUUAGGGCUUGGGCAGAGCAAAAAGCCAGAGAGACCAAACCCGGUGGUCUUCCCGACCAUUUGAAUAUUGGACUGUAUCCGGAGAAACAACAAUCCACAAAUGAGCACUCGAACGGUAACUCGGACGAUGCUAUCAUGACCAACAAUGGAGAUAUUGAUCCCAUGAUGGCAUAA
Molecule: messenger RNA, 804 nt
Organism: Talaromyces amestolkiae
Lineage: Eukaryota; Fungi; Ascomycota; Eurotiomycetes; Eurotiales; Trichocomaceae
Exons: 4
Coding region: 1-804 (267 amino acids)
Biological process (GO): proteasome-mediated ubiquitin-dependent protein catabolic process
Cellular component (GO): nucleus; cytoplasm
Molecular function (GO): protein binding
Source: RefSeq, a predicted model, not a curated record